Messenger RNA from Gilbertella persicaria, 195 nucleotides. RefSeq lists its product as uncharacterized. The annotation marks the transcript as partial. The record is from RefSeq and is a predicted model, not a curated record. NCBI's taxonomy places the organism in Eukaryota, Fungi, Mucoromycota, Mucoromycetes, Mucorales, Choanephoraceae. The transcript has a single exon.
AUGAUUGACUUAAUCCAAGAAGAGGGCUUAUCGAUACCUAAAGCAGCAAAAGCAUGCGGUAUUCCUCGUAGUUCUGCCUAUGAGCUUGUUAAGGAAUACAACGAAUCAAAAGCAACAGUUGUACCAGCUAGUCUUUCGAAAAAGAGAGGACCACAUCCUAAGAAGCUUUUUGAUGAGUAUUCGAGGUUUCUGAUC